ACAUUUGUUUCCCAGGAAAAAAAAAGGAAGAAAAAAACCCUCAUCCUCCCCACCGGUGUGAGAGACGGAGACAGAGACAGACCUCAGCUCAGUCCUGCGGCUCCCAUUGGCUGGCAGUUUGUACAAAAUCCAACUCGAACCACUUCACUCACAACACACCAACAAAUCCUAAAGGCGUACAUGCAGUCUCCUCCAUCACUCUACCGCUGUCGCACCGCUUCUAAACCGGAUGCAGACGCUCAACCUUUAACUUUUAUCCUUUUAUUUUAGCUGUUCUUCUGCCACUAAAGAAGACGACUGCCUCUGCUUCUACUUGGUUUUCGAUUGUUUUACGCGCCAGGACGCCGUUUAUCACCACCGAGUUGUAUUUUUUUCUCCAGGAGGAAACCAAGUAGACAAAGAACUUUACAGUCGUCGAUACCAGGGUGCCCGGUGUAAGACGGACCACACGGCCAGCAGAGUACCCCAAGUACAUAUCGGGAGCUCCAUCCAUUUUUCAAAAUUUUUUCCAACUUCAGCCCUCAGACAAACAUUAGCAUGAUGUCGUAUCUAAAGCAACCACCUUACACAGUCAAUGGCCUCAGCUUAACUACUUCCGGAAUGGACCUUUUGCAUCCAUCAGUGGGCUAUCCAGCAACGCCACGGAAGCAGAGGCGAGAGAGGACUACUUUUACGCGCGCACAGCUCGACAUUUUGGAGUCGUUAUUCGGCAAAACUCGGUACCCGGACAUAUUCAUGCGCGAAGAGGUGGCGUUGAAAAUCAAUCUACCUGAGUCCCGAGUACAGGUCUGGUUUAAGAACCGGCGGGCAAAGUGUCGCCAGCAGCAGCAGCAGCAACAGAACGGGGGCCAGAACAAGGUGCGACCUGCCAAAAAGAAAAGUUCCCCAACCAGAGAAGUGAGCUCAGAGAGCGGGGCCAGCGGCCAGUUCACGCCCCCCACAAGCACCACCACCGCCCCCGUCAUCUCCACCACCACCGCCGCCCCAGUGUCCAUCUGGAGCCCGGCGUCCAUCUCUCCGCUCUCAGACCCCCUGUCUACCUCCUCCUCCUGCAUGCAGAGGUCUUAUCCCAUGACCUACACCCAGGCCUCGGGCUACAGCCAGAGCUACGCCGGCUCGACGUCCUACUUCGGUGGCAUGGACUGCGGCUCUUACCUCACUCCCAUGCACCACCAGUUGUCAGGCCCCGGCUCAACUCUCAGUCCAAUGAGCACAAACGCGGUCACAAGCCAUCUGAACCAGUCCCCGGCGUCCAUCUCCACCCAAGGCUACGGGACGUCCGGCCUGGGCUUCAACUCCACAGCAGACUGCUUGGAUUAUAAGGACCAAGCGGCGUCGUGGAAGCUGAACUUCAAUGCAGAUUGCUUGGAUUAUAAGGAUCAAACUUCCUCGUGGAAAUUCCAGGUCCUGUGAACAGAGCAAUCAGCUGUCAAAAAAAGGUGCACAAACAGUGACGAUCACAUCAGACACGGCGCUACCACCCCUCAAUAAAACACAUCGGACUGGUUAAAAUGUCAGCCGGGCUCGGCGAGGCAGGGCUCUCAGGGGCCUCGGGUUGUUGGCAUGAUGGUCUUUGAUCCUCCUAGAGGAGAGGUUUAAUUUAUUUUAGCACUGGCUAAGAGAUUUUUUCCGUUCGUUCACAGGUUGUAGCCCCUCCUCCAUGUCUGUCAGUGUGUGCCUCUAUGCGUAAAAACACCUGUUGAGGGCAACACAGAAUGGACUGAAAGAAAAGUACACCACAGCCACGGAACUAAUGUUUACCCAAGAACAUAACUCACGUUCAUUCUCCUCGUGAAGGGCUCGGGCUGGACAGACCUCCUUAAAGCUUCUACACAACUUUGCCGACCUGCUGGCAGAGACAUGAGGAUGGUGUGUGGACAUAGAUGCACUACUUUAUUUAAGAAAAAAAAGUGUUUAUAAGGAAUCAAUAUGUAGUUUCUAAGAGACAAUCAGUGUGUGUCUUAUAUAAAUGGUACAUAUGUGGUUUUUGUUUUUGUUUUUUUUAUCUGUGCUAGCCUUCGAAACUGUGAUCUGUUGUAUUGUAUGCAAUUUGUGAGCCCCCCUCGCAUCAGACUCUCUGCUGUGAUUUUAAUAGAUUUCUAACUUUUUUUGAACAACGAAAGAUGCUAAUGGUUAAAUGACCGGCAUCACAAAGAGAGACGAGACUUUCCAAGCAAAUGGUAGAUAUAAUCAAGAGUUAGCCAUACCGGAAAUGACUCUCGGCUGCUGAGAGCUCCACACUUUGCUCCCCUCCAUUGAUCUCAACACACGGUGAUGGUGGAUCCUUAACUGGCUCCAAAGAUGGUGUGACCUCACCGCUGAAAAGACAUGAAUAAAGGUCCUGUGAGCUUACUCUUUCAUCAACAAACGAUCUGUGUGUGUGUAUGUGUGUGCGCGCAAGCGCGUGUGUGUGGUGGGGAGAGAAAAUGGAGAAUGAACAAAGUGACAGGCAGUGUGUGCAAAACAAAGAGUGUAUUUUCAAUAUGCUUUAUUUGAGGUACAGGAGUAUUAUGUGUUAUUAUAUACAUAAUUACAUUUAAAAAUCAAUAGUCGAAAAAAAACAUGAAGGCACAUUUUACCUUUUAUCAAACGAAAUAAUAGUGAUAAAAACCAACAGAACCUCAACUUAUGAUGACGAGAAUUUUCAUUGCUAAAAGGCAUAACUUCAAAAAUUAGACUUAAUAUUUGAGGGUAAAAUAAAAGGGAAAAAACUCACUGAUUUAAGAAGAACAUGAAGGCCUAUUUUCAAAAAAUGGAGGACGGCAGUUUUGCAUGUGCGUUAAUUAGACCAAUAAUUACCGUCUCUUGCUUCUCAAUGGCGACCACACUCAUGCAUCAUUAGUUACUCAAAUAUAUGUGAUAUCAUCAAAACGCCUAUUAACACAAUGCGGAUUUAAAUUACAUGUAUCGAUUGUAUUCCAUAGUAAUAUAAUAAUAUGGGACGAUACAUAAAAAAAUAUGUUAAAGUUCUGUUUACAACAAAUAGUCGAAUUAGUCAAACGCUUACAAAAAUAUGGGGUCGUAGUUUAUCCUGUGCUCAGAUGGCAGAAUUAAAAAAAAAUAAGAAAGUUCCCCUUUCUUAGUUCAAUUCAGAUCGUCUCAACAAAGAGAGUGUGCGGCUUGAGAAAGCAGAGUUUAAUCCCGGCGUCCAAGAGAUGUUAAUCCCAAUAUUUUACCGGCGGGGGGUUCUCUGAGGCGCAGGGGCAGCAAGGCCUCAAUCAAAGCCCACCACAUGGGUUUACAUGCCUGAUUCUCAAAUGUGCGCUCUAAUAUGAAGCCUGCUAUUUCACCUAACAAACACACGUUGAUAUUUCAUUAGCCAUCAAGAAUCUGCACCAACUUGCUUCACUUAUUGUGUAAAACCCUGUAAUGCAUCGGAAACACUGCAGCAAAGCUGUAAAUCCUCAGGGUUAACUUAACAAAAACUGAGCUGAAAAUCACUGCUCUUAUUGUUUUUACUGAUGCUUUUUGGUAGCUGGCAGUGUAGGUGAUACUUUCUGUAAAUAUCAUAUUUACAGAAAUUAUCACUGCUGAGUGGUGAAUUUAAAAAGUGAGAAAUCUGAAGAAACUCGGCACUAAAACCCACAAAGUCACUGCUUACAGCAACGUUGUGUGCUGCAUUUUUCAUUUGAACCUGAACUCAGAAAAAACUCGAUAAUAAUAUUCCUAAAAAAAUAUGAUAUGACUUUUCACGAGUGUAGAUGACUUUGAAAUACUUUAUACAGGAUUACAGCUUUUUCACUUGCAUAAAGGGGUUAUUCACACAUUUCAUGUGACGGUGCACAUGAGAGGUUAAAGCUUCUUAAAAUAAAUCCGAGGAGUCAGAAGGUGAAGGCUGCUUUUUUAAAUGUAAUUAUUUAUUAAUUUGUUUAAAGGAGCGUUUGUUUGUAUUUACUUUUUUUGCCCAACGUUACUGUCAGCUUGAGGAGACAAAAAAAGUCAGACCGGCUCUGGGAUCUGCAACGAGUCGACAUGGCUCUGCAGCGGGCUAAUUGUUAGAAGUCCAACAUUCAAUUAGCAUCCUUGACAUUGCCAAUAAUCUCUCUUUCAUUGGAGUCUCCGCUAAAGGAGCACACUAAUUAAAAGCGUUGCUUGAAAUAAUCGAAGCGUUAAAGAGGAGAGCGACUUUGAUUCCACUCCUGCGUGGACACAAAAAUAGGUGCGUGUGUGUGUGUGUGUGUGUGUGUGUGUGUGUGUGUGUGUGUGUGUGUGUGUGUGUGUGUGUGUGUGUGUGUUAGGCGGUUGGAUUGUCCUUUUGAAAGACUAAAUUAUACAAUAACCCGUAUCCAUAACUUAUUCAAGGGUGACGCAGAAAUAGCUGUUUAUAUCCGGGUCCUGUUGGUGCCUUUGCUCUUUUAGUUUAUCACACAGGCCAAUUUUAACGUUCUACUAUUCAAGAAUCAGUUAUAAUAUCGCCACAAUACAGCGCCAAGUUUAGCAACACACAUGCAUCGUUAUGGCGAUAAACAAUGCCACAAUUGAACUUGGAAACAAUGGCCGUGGCUCACAGAAGCCUGAAUAUUCAUGAGACGCGUCUCCUCUCGGUGUCAACAACUCCUUCAUCCAGACUGCUCGAGCAAAAGAGAGGGAACAAGUGCUUCAGGCUGCAGGGGUCACUUCCAAAUGUCAGCUGUAGAAAAACAACCAUUUCUAACGACUGAGAGAGAUGCAUCGAGUGACUGAAUGAAGAAAGAACCACGAGAAAAGUUUCAAAAACUCCACCCCCAAAAAAAUGUAUAGCUCUUACAAACAUCUCUCAAUAUUAGGUGGUAGGCUACCACAUUAUAAAAUGAUAUCUAGUCACUAUAAACUGCCAAUUAGGAAGUAAGGCCCCCAUAGAGUGAUUUAAAGAGUCGCCGUCCGUGUCACUUUACAUUUCCACGCUAAACAAUGCACUCACAUGGCCCUAAUCAAUGCCCACUGCUAUCAACUGAAAUACAAUGGCUUCACCCCGCUUGUUAUUGUAACCUUGGAGCCUCGUGUCUUCAAAGUGCACAAGUCAUGAGGAGGAUUAGACAUCCGGCCUCCACAAUGCUUCAUACAUACAAUGAGUUUUAAUCAAGACCAAAGCAGCGCUAAGGAGCAUAUGGGACCAACAGACGCUGCAUUAAUCCCUCUUGGUUUUUGUCUAACAGCGCCCCUCGUCCCCCGGUCUGGAUGCUGUCCGGUCGGUCUCAAACACGAGUCCUUCUCCGCAAUACAUCGGCCUGUUUAAAGUUGAUGCAAAGCUGCAGCGCCUGCGGGGAGGGAGGGAGGGGGUAUUCACCGAGUAUGUGGUCUGAUCAUCAUUUAUGAAAAUUAUAUCAGAGUUGAGCAGGCAAUCUUUUUUUUUUUUUUUUUUUUACAAAAUAUCAUUUGGAAUCAAUCCGCGUAUCAUAGUUAGGAUAAUGGUGAUUGUGAGAGCACGAUUCCAUCAAGGUCCUGCACAAGUCUGCAGGUGUUUCCCCUUAAACCAAGUAAUCCAAGUCACACGAUCUACUUUUGCUGCUGUCGCUGGAACUCAAUGAAUGAAGCGUAAGUAUAAGGGAGACGAGAGGGCAGAAUGGUUGACAAAAAAGAGAAGGAGAGAAGGACACCUUGAAAACUGCCCAGGAAUGUGGGACAGUUUGCUUAAAAAUGUUUGUUUUUUUUAAAGAAGAGGAAAAAAAGAUAGUAAUAAUAAUUAAGAACAAUAAUUAUUCAUGGCUCUCAAUAAAAAACAUCAGGCAGUUUAGAUUGAAAUUGCCAAAUUGCUUUUAGAUCUUACAACUUGUUUGGAAGCCUGUAGGGUGCAUGAGAUAUACAGUAUAUGCAUGUGUAUUUAUUGUAAUGAAAAUAAAAAUUAAAGCAAUAACGUAAUGAUGUGGAAAAUGUGCCAACAACUAAUAAAAAAAAAUAAUAAUAAUAAUAUUUUUUAAGCUAAUCCAGCAGAUUCCCCUUGAAAGUGCUUAUCCAGGCUUAGUCGACAUUUUCUGAAAUUAUUUAAGUUUGUGACAUCAUCAAUGAAUUUGAUAAUCUUGUCAAAGAUUAAAUUAAAAGGGUUUUGUAUAGCCCUACAUAAUAACAGAUUUAGACGUUUUAAAAAAAUGAAGUCUAAAGAGAUUUGAAGUAAGCGCAGUAAAAAGCAUGUUAUUUUAAUUUCUCAGACU
Molecule: messenger RNA, 6128 nt
Organism: Anarrhichthys ocellatus (wolf-eel)
Lineage: Eukaryota; Metazoa; Chordata; Actinopteri; Perciformes; Anarhichadidae
Gene: otx2b
Product: orthodenticle homeobox 2b
Exons: 4
Coding region: 538-1413 (291 amino acids)
Biological process (GO): regulation of transcription by RNA polymerase II; multicellular organism development
Cellular component (GO): nucleus
Molecular function (GO): DNA-binding transcription factor activity, RNA polymerase II-specific; RNA polymerase II cis-regulatory region sequence-specific DNA binding
Source: RefSeq, a predicted model, not a curated record